GCCAAUCAAGAAGCACGAACAAUGUCAAUACCAAAAGAAGGUCAUGGACAGAAACCACAUGCUGUAUGCAUCCCAUACCCAGCUCAAGGCCACAUAAACCCUAUGCUACAACUAGCCAAAAUCUUCCACUUUAAAGGCUUCCAUAUAACCUUUGUAAACUCUGAAUACAAUCACAGUCGCCUGCUGAGAUCCCGGGGCCCUACUGCCCUGGCUGAUCGCCCAUCGUUCCGGUUUAAAACUAUACCGGAUGGGCUGCCCCCAAUGGACGCAGACUCCACACAGGACAUCAGUUUACUAUGCGCCUCGACCGACCAGCACUGCCUCGGUCCCUUCAAGGAGCUCAUCGCCCACCUUAACGAGGCGGGCGAUGUGCCCCCUGUGAGUUGUAUUGUUUCAGAUGUGUCCAUGUUCUUUACGCUUAAUGCGGCACAAGAGUUUGGUGUUCCGGAGGUUAUGCUUUGGACAGCUAGUGCUUGUGGUCUCUUGGGUUAUGCUCAGUACCCAAAGCUUGUUGAGAUGGGACUUGUACCUUUCAAAGAUGCAAGCUUUAUUACAAAUGGUGAACUUGACGCAGUUGUAGAUUGGGUACCGGGCAUGGAGGACAUGCAACUACGUGACAUACCAAGCUUUAUUAGAACUACAAAUCCAAACGACAUUAUGCUCAAUUUUGUCCAACGAUUACUCCACAAGUCAAAGCAAGCCUCCGCCAUUGUCUUCAACUCUUUCGAUGCAUUAGAUCAUGCAGUCUUAAAUUCUCUAUCCUCUGAUUUCCCUCCUCUUUACACCCUCGGCCCAUUGCAGCUCCUUCUCGAUUCGAUCCCAGGCAGCAACGACGAGGAAAUCCAGACAAUCAGUACAAAUCUAUGGAAAGAGGACAAACAUUGCCUGGGAUGGCUUGAUUCUUAUGAACCAAACUCUGUUGUUUAUGUCAAUUUCGGAAGCAUUACUGUUAUGACUAAUGAUCAAUUGAUAGAAUUUGCAUGGGGACUUGCUAAUAGUAACCAACCUUUCCUUUGGAUAAUUCGACCCGAUUUAGUCAUUGGGGAUUCGGCUGUUCUCCCACCAGAGUUUAUAGAAGAGACAAAAAACAGGGGACUUAUUGCUAGUUGGUGUAAUCAAGACCAAGUGUUGGCUCACCCUGCUGUUGGAGGGUUUUUGACUCAUUGUGGUUGGAACUCGAUAAUUGAAACUUUAAUCAAUGGGGCGCCUAUCAUAUGUUGGCCUUUCUUUGCCGAGCAACAGACUAAUUGUUGGCUUUCUUGCAAUAAGUGGGGGAUUGGGAUGGAAAUUGAUGUGAAUGUGAAGAGGAGUGAAGUUGAGAGGCAGGUAAGAGAAUUAAUGGAUGGUGAGAAAGGGAAGGAGAUGAAGAGAAAGGUAAUGGAGUGGAGAAAGUUGGGUCAUGAGGCUACUGCGGCUCCAAAUGGAUCUUCUUAUAAAAACUUAGACAAGGUUAUCAAAGUGCUUGGAUACUAACAAAUGGAAUAUGAUCAAAUUUUCCAUUGAAAAUAUUAUGUUUGUAAUUAGUUCUAUUAAGGAACUUGUUAAACCAUAGAAAGAUCUCUCUGGUCUCUUUAUGUGUGUGUGUUUUAUGAGUAUAUUGCCCAAUAAAUAAGUGAAAUUUAUUUA
Molecule: messenger RNA, 1626 nt
Organism: Beta vulgaris subsp. vulgaris (sugar beet)
Lineage: Eukaryota; Viridiplantae; Streptophyta; Magnoliopsida; Caryophyllales; Amaranthaceae
Product: 7-deoxyloganetin glucosyltransferase
Exons: 2
Coding region: 22-1473 (483 amino acids)
Molecular function (GO): UDP-glycosyltransferase activity
Source: RefSeq, a predicted model, not a curated record